CAAGGACGACUUUCUACCGAAGAAGAUCUGCGAGCGGUGCGUGGGUCGUCUGGAGCAACUCUACGAGUGGCGACAGAGUUGCCUCGCGACGGACUCCGUGUUGAGGAAUUAUGCCGAAUCCAUGCGCAUAGUGACAUCCACUAUCAACUUUCAGGAUGGCACUGUGAAUAUGGAUAAGAUGACGGAAGCGCAAAAGACCGCGUAUUUAGAAGCGCACGUGGCAGUACAACAGCACAUGGCGCAAGCUGCUGCUGCUGCGCGUCGUGAACAACAACAACAGCAGCACAGCAACAACAACAACAACAGCAACAACAACAACAGCNNNNAACAACAGCAACAACAACAACAGCAACAGCAACAACAACAGCAACAACAACAGCAGCAGCAGCACAUGAACUCUCCCAUUAAGGUGCCAGUGGUGAGCUCCAGCACUGGCGGUCCUGACAGCACAUUUACUGUACCAGAUGAUGUGGGCAUGGGCUUCGAAGGCGGUGUCAGAGUGCUGCAGAGUCUUGGCAACUGGUCACCAGAAGUGACGAACACCAUCCCAAGGCCAAAUCUAAUACCGUUCACGGAGCCGUAUGCAGAGGGCGGGUCCAUGCACCCAGGGACGAGGCUGAAAGCCCUGCAGACUGGCGUAGUGAGGAAACACCCAGCCAUCAAACCUACUAGUUCCACUAAUGAAGGUAGCAAAGCAUUCGAGUGCACGGUGUGUGGAAAAGGAUUAGCAAGAAAAGACAAACUCACGAUACAUAUGAGAAUCCAUACAGGCGAAAAGCCUUACGUAUGUGAAGUAUGCAACAAGGCUUUCGCGCGUCGAGACAAGUUAGUUCUGCACAUGAACAAACUAAAGCACAUCACACCGUCCAAUAUUGCCCCGUUGGGAAAGAGAUCCAUUUCGAUUCCACCUUUAAAAUUAGAUGACGUUAAACCGCAACUAACAAAGCAAGAGGAUACAAAGCCGAGUCAAGCUGAAAUCGCGGCUGUGGCACAACAACAACAACAACAGCAACAACACACGCACCAACAAGCGAUCCAGGUCUGCCAGGUACCAGGCCACAACUUUACGAAUACAAACCUGGUGCACACGAGCGCAGCGAGCGGCGGCGUGGCGGCCGGCAUGGUGGUGUCGUGGUCAUGCGAGUUGUGCGGCAGACUGUUCGCCAACAGGGACGAGUGGAGCGCGCACGCCAAGUCACAUCUGCCAGACAGUAAACUACUGCAGGAUAAGAUGCAGGCGCACCAACAACAGCAGCAACAAGAAAAAGUCCAUUUGACGAAUCAGGAGAAGUUGCAGUUGCUGCAUCAUCACAAUCAGAACCAGCAGAUACUGAAUGGGCACGGCAUAACGACCGCCUCCGUGUCCACAGCCACCGUGGUAAACGAGGCCAGCGGCGGCGCGUACUUCACACACGGACACACGCACUACGCGCCCGAGCGGCAGCCGCCGCACCACCUCUGUCUCAUGUGCAGGCAAGAGUUCGCCGGCAAAGCGGAAUUCAUGUUCCACGUGCGAGGGCACUUCGAGGGCAAAGUGAGCGACAUCGCCGCCGCCGACGUGUUGGCCCGUUCGCUCGUCGACAACUCCGGGUUGUGUACCUGAGCCGCGCCAACGACCGUCAGUAAUUACCAAUCUGACGGCUGCAAGGCAGUGAUACAGGACGACACGAUACUGUUGAAGUUUUGAGAGUUAAGUGAUAUUUAUGAGGAACUCAUGAACUUGCUUUCAAAGUAGCACAUAGUGUUAUGCUGAUAAGAUUUCGUUCUCGGUAGUCGUUGAAAAAAUUUGGAUUCGAAUUGAUAAGAACAUCUUGUACACCGACCAGUUUUAGUUAUAUUUACUAUGGCUGUUAAAUCAAUCCUUUUACUUUUAUGAAGAAUUCCAACAUUUGUGUAAAGGUUAAUGCACAUUCGUAAA
Papilio polytes (common Mormon) is the source of this 1918-nucleotide messenger RNA. Its product is annotated as zinc finger protein 585B. Gene Ontology annotation, biological process: regulation of transcription by RNA polymerase II. Gene Ontology annotation, molecular function: RNA polymerase II cis-regulatory region sequence-specific DNA binding; DNA-binding transcription factor activity. NCBI's taxonomy places the organism in Eukaryota, Metazoa, Arthropoda, Insecta, Lepidoptera, Papilionidae. The record is from RefSeq and is a predicted model, not a curated record.